AUGCUCCUCCAGUACCUCGUCGCGGCCCUCGCGCCGACAGUCGCGCUCGCCGCCAUCCCCAUCGGCUGCGGCCCUUGGACGAGGGUCCAUCCAGACUCGUACAUCCAGCCCUGCGGCGGAGGAAGCGUCGACGGCAACGUCUUCCACCUCCCUUCGCAGCCCGACGGCAGCACCGACGGUCCCGGCUGCAGCAGCGGCCAUCUACGCGCCGAGGAGCGUGUGCGUAACGACUACAGUUCUGGCGUGCACCAGUUCAGCGGGCAGUUCACCAUCCAGUCCUUUGGGGGCGACCGCGUCUCGCUCAAGCAGACCUUUCACGGCGACGAGGGCGCCUGGUUCAUGAUGGCUGUCGAGCAGUCUGGGCGUCUGUACAACGUGCACGACCAGGAGACCAUUGCGUACGAGGGCGUCGCCGCGGUCGGCGAGACGGUCCAGGUCAACACGGUGCACGACCUGGACGCUGGGGAGAUCACCGUCUACAUCAACGGCGAGGAGAAGUACACGACGAGCUCGCCGGACGGCAGCUUUUAUGACAAGUACGGCGCCUAUGCGACCAACAGUGGCUCGGGGCCUAUGGAGGUCACCUGGAGCGACGUUGCGUUCUGGAGGCGCUGA
Messenger RNA from Emericellopsis atlantica, 615 nucleotides. RefSeq lists its product as uncharacterized. Bases 1 to 615 code for a protein of 204 amino acids. NCBI's taxonomy places the organism in Eukaryota, Fungi, Ascomycota, Sordariomycetes, Hypocreales, Bionectriaceae. The transcript has a single exon. The record is from RefSeq and is a predicted model, not a curated record.